Messenger RNA from Sparassis crispa, 1041 nucleotides. RefSeq names its product Ketol-acid reductoisomerase, mitochondrial. The transcript is spliced from 9 exons. NCBI's taxonomy places the organism in Eukaryota, Fungi, Basidiomycota, Agaricomycetes, Polyporales, Sparassidaceae. Bases 1 to 1041 code for a protein of 346 amino acids. The record is from RefSeq and is a predicted model, not a curated record. Gene Ontology annotation, molecular function: ketol-acid reductoisomerase activity. Gene Ontology annotation, biological process: L-valine biosynthetic process.
AUGCCUUCUGCUAAGAUCUUCUACGACUCGGACGCUGACCUCAGCCUCCUCGAGGGCAAGACAAUCGUCUUCCUUGGGUUCGGUAACCAGGGAGCAGCUCAGGCGCAGAAUCUUCGGGAUACUGGUAUUCCCAACGACAAGAUCCUCAUUGCGAAUCGUCCUGAUUCUUAUGCGGAUGACGCGAAGUCUAAAGGUUUUAUCGUCGAGAAUGACAUCGCGAAGGCUGCAAGUGUCGCAGAUGUAAUAUUCCUCCUCAUCCCCGAUCAGGUCCAGCCGCGCGUCUUCAACGACGUCGUUCAGUCAACUCUGAAGGAUACUGCCACGAUCGUGGUUGCUAGCGGAUAUAAUGUUUUCUUCAAGUUGCUGCAGUUCAAGCCUACCCAGGAUGUUGUGAUGGUGGCUCCGAGAAUGAUUGGUUCCUCUGUUCGCAGUCUGUUCGUGAAGGGACAAGGCUUCCCCUGUUUUGCGUCCGCCGAACAGAAUGGAACCGGCAAGGCUCUUGAGAUUGCUGUAGCUCUUUCGCGUGCCAUUGGUGCCACAAAGGCUGGCGCGAUAGCUUCUUCUGCUUAUGAGGAGACAGCCAUGGAUCUCUUCGCGGAGCAGGCCCUCUGGCCCAAUAUAAUAACACUUUUCAGGGAGGGUUUCAGCGUGCUGAAAGAAGCCGGUUGUUCCGAUGAAGCGCUCUGUUACGAGAUGUGGAUGUCGAAAGAGCCUGCGGAGAUUUUCGAGCGCGCGGCCGAGGACGGUUUCAUUGCUCAGUUGAAAUACCACUCGGUCGUUUCGCAAUACGGUCAACUGAGUGGUGCCCUUGCUCUCGAUGGCGUCGCUGUCCGUGAACACUUCAAGAAUAUUCUGCACAAUCAAGUUCUGAAUGGCAAGUUCUGCAAAGAGUUCAGCAAGAUCGAAGCAGACCUCGAGAAGGACGGAUACGAUAACCCUCUCAAUGAAUUGUACAGGAAGACAGAGGAGACAGAGCUCGUUCAGGCAGAGAAGAGAGUGAGGGCUAGGUUGGCGGAUCUCAUAAAGAGCGGUCAGCAAUAG